Messenger RNA from Penaeus monodon (black tiger shrimp), 1849 nucleotides. Its product is annotated as trichohyalin-like. The transcript has 6 exons. The record is from RefSeq and is a predicted model, not a curated record. Bases 83 to 1714 code for a protein of 543 amino acids. NCBI's taxonomy places the organism in Eukaryota, Metazoa, Arthropoda, Malacostraca, Decapoda, Penaeidae.
UGGCAGUCCUUCGUGUCUCAACGUGUUCUUCGGCGAGUAUCACAAGCCAGACAUCGGGUUGAGAGCUUUCGGCUUGGGUGUGAUGAUGGGAGAACGGACGUCCCCGAGGACUCUGUUGCUCCUCCUCGUAGGCGUCUUCGUGUUCCACCUCGCCUCGACCCUCGAGCAUGACCUCAGCCCUCCUUGGACAUCGGGCCUUCAACCUCCGACACUGUCUGACUCCUGUCUAUGGAAGGAUAGCAGAAAAGAUCAACUGCAUCAGAAAAACAGUCCCAUAAAACCUGAUACUCAAAACACAGAAGUAAACCAUCUUAGUUCCCAGCGCUUAGGAGGACAACGCCUUCAGAGAACCAAUGAAGAGCGCCAGUGGCCCUACAGGCAGUUAGCUUCACGAAGAGCUUCUGAAGAACGUCUAGAUUCCAGGAGAGUUUCUGAUGAACGACGUCUGGAUUCCAGGAGAGCUUCUGAAGAACGGCGUCUUGAUUCCAGGAGAGCUUCUGAAGAACGUCUGGAUUCCAGGAGAGCUUCUGAAGAACGACGUCUAGAUUCCAGGAGAGCUUCUGAAGAACGACGUCUUGAUUCCAGGAGAGCCUCGGAAGAACGUCUUGAUUCCAGGAGAGCUUCUGAAGAACGACGUCUGGAUUCCAGGAGAGCUUCUGAAGAACGACAACGACGUCUGGAUUCCAGGAGAGCUUCUGAAGAACGACGUCUGGAUUCCAGGAGAGCCUCUGAAGAACGUCUAGAUUCCAGGAGAGCUUCUGAAGAACGGCGUCUGGAUUCCAGGAGAGCUUCUGAAGAGCGACGUCUUGAUUCUAGGAGAGCUUCUGAAGAACGACGUUUAGAUUCUAGGAGAGCUUCUGAACAAAGUCUUGAUUCCAGGAGAGCUUCUGAGGAACGACGUCUGGAUUCCAGGAGAGCUGAAGAACGUUUAGAUUCCAGGAGAGCUUCUGAAGAACGACGUCUUGAUUCUAAGAGAGCUUUUGAAGAACGUCUAGAUUCCAGGAGAGCUUCUGAAGAACGACGUCUUGAUUCUAAGAGAGCUUUUGAAGAACGUUUAGAUUCCAGGAGAGCUUCUGAAGAACGACGUCUUGAUUCCAGGAGAGCUUUUGAAGAACGUCUGGAUUCCAGGAGAGCUUCUGAAGAACGACGUCUGGAUUCCAGGAGAGCUUCUGAAGAACGACGUCUGGAUUCCAGGAGAGCCUCGGAAGAACGUCUGGAUUCCAGGAGAGCUUCUGAAGAACGACGUCUGGAUUCCAGGAGAACCUCGGAAGAACGUCUAGAUUCCAGGAAAGGCUUUGAGGAACGACGUCUAGAUGCCAGGAGAGCCUCUGGGGAACGUCUGGAUUCCAGGAGAUCAUUUGACGGACGACAAUUGGAUUCUAGAAUACUUGUGAAAGGAAACCAUUUGGAUUGUGCAAACGAACAUUCCAGGAGGACCUCCAGAGAACAUCAAACAGGAUUGAGAGGACUUUCCGGUGAUCACUUACAUGGAGGCUUGAGGUUGAAUAAACUCGAUUUCUCGAUUCACAAGAUUCCCGACCAGUCGGAUACAAUAACCUUCUCUGCCAAGCGUGCAUCUCACAGUAUCAUUGAAAACGGAAAGGAAGAAUGGAGUACCAGUGACAUGGUGGUGAAGGGACUAUGGACGGGUCUGGCAACACUCGCUCUCUACCACACUCGCCACGCUCCGGUCUCCAAACUCACUUCCUGCUGAAGGGCUACACGUCCUCCCCUCCGCUCUAUAAAAAACAUUCAAUCUGCAUAAAACGAAAGUUAGAGAAAGCUCUAAUUACCUCGUUAUUUUGCUUACUCACUAUCACCUGACGAAAUGAGACUUUAAGUGAUACCA